Messenger RNA from Mucor velutinosus, 1239 nucleotides. Its product is annotated as Bifunctional purine biosynthesis protein PurH. The record is from RefSeq and is a predicted model, not a curated record. Gene Ontology annotation, biological process: protein phosphorylation. The transcript has 6 exons. NCBI's taxonomy places the organism in Eukaryota, Fungi, Mucoromycota, Mucoromycetes, Mucorales, Mucoraceae. The coding region runs from base 1 to 1239 and encodes 412 amino acids. Gene Ontology annotation, molecular function: protein serine/threonine kinase activity; ATP binding.
AUGAGUGCCGUAUUUGAAUUUGAUGAUUUACCAUCCAUUCAUGUAUCAGCAUCAGCAACAACAGCAACACUCGAAGAUGUCAACGAAAGUGGAUACUCCUCAGAAGUAGAUGCCACUGAGCCAACUCAGAUACCUUUGGACGAAAAGUUGUAUGAGGUACCUCUGGCAGAGAACUUUAUAUCAUCGUCUCUAUCCACUCCAUUGACAACGGACAAUCGUAAAGUUAGUCUGGACGAUUUCGAAAUUCUGAAAUUACUCGGUCGAGGAGCCUAUGGUAAGGUCAUGCUGUGUCGUCAUAAGGAAAGCGGGAUCUUGUAUGCCAUGAAGGUCUUGAAGAAGGCCUCCUUGUUUGUGCAUGCAAAGAAUGCGGAACACACCAAAGCAGAGCGGCAGAUCCUGGAGGAAGUGCGCAAUCCGUUUAUCGUUCAGCUCUUUUAUGCAUUUCAGACAAACGACCGAUUGUAUCUCAUCUUGGAAUAUGCAACUGGUGGCGAAUUGUUUACGCACAUGGCUUCUGAACACAUGUUUACAGAAGAUGUCGCACGAUUCUAUCUGGCAGAAUUAUUAUUGGCUUUGGAGCAUUUGCACGGAUUAGGCAUCGUCUACAGAGAUUUGAAGCCUGAAAAUUGCCUAUUGGAUGGUAAUGGCCAUGCUCUUUUGACUGAUUUUGGUUUGUCCAAAGUAUCCAUUGAAGGAAGUCGAACAAAUACCGUUUGUGGAACGGCAGAAUACAUGGCACCUGAGAUUCUAUUGGAAUUAAGCUAUGACAAGAGCGUCGACUACUGGACAUUUGGCAUUCUGAUGUAUGAAAUGCUGACCGGUUAUACCCCUUUCCGAUGUCGUAAUAAGAAAAAGACCCUGGAUGCUAUUCUCAAAAAGAAGCUACAGAUCCCAUAUUAUAUCUCGUCAGACGCCAAAGAUCUGCUCAUCAGACUGUUGCGCAAGAAUCCCAAUGUGCGUUUGGGCCAUGGUGAUGAUGGCAUGGAAAAGCUCAAGAGCCACAGAUUCUUUCGCAAGAUUGACUGGAAGGAGUUGAAGAUGCGUACCAGCACACCUCCCAUUCAACCUAUAGUGACCGACCCUUCAUUGGCCGAAAACUUUGACGAGGAAUUUACGAAUGAAAUCAUAAAGGAAUCACCCAUUGACGCUGCUAAUCUCGACGCUAAAAUGCAAGAUUACUUUCUCAACUUCAGCUACGUAGCGCAAUCAAAUUAUCUUUUGAACACCUUUGAAAAAUGA